AUGGGAAGCAAUGCGAAAUCAGUUCGCCUGAAAGUAUUCGUGGACAAAAAGAAGAAAAAAGUGAUGUUUGCGGAAGCAGGUCAAGACUUUGUCGAAAUUCUCUUCAGUUUUCUCACUUUGCCUCUGGGAAAAAUCGCAAGACUCUUGACCAAUCACGAGGACGGAAAGAAUGUAAAUGUUGGAAGCUUGACUUCUCUAUACGAAAGUGUUGUGAAUCUUGACAUCGAGCGUUUCUCCAACGACGAGUGUAAAAUUGCGUUGGUUAAUCCAAGAAAUUCAUUGGCUGAUCUUUGUCAGAAACUGAAAGUAAACCUAAACGAGAUGAAGCCAACCAUCGAUGAUUCUAACGACGAUGAUUAUGGUGAUGCAGUGUUGAUCAAAAAGAAGGGAUCGUUCCUCAUCACGGAUGAUCUCAACAUUAUACAUGUCUUGCUCGACAAAGGCAUCGAACUCUUUAACACUCUUGGUGUAGAUUACAUUGAUUUGCUAGAUGAGAGAACCGUGGUUUUCGGCUUGGAAAAGUUUUCAAAUCUACUCAAGUGGUCAUUGUUAACAAAUAAUCCUYUGACGAAUCUCGUUCUUGGAGGAAGUAAAACRUUCCCGUGUUCAUCGUGCAUCACGAAUUCGACACCRAGUAGUUCACMUUUGCCKUCRAGUGAAUCGGUCCAGCCUCAGACGAUGAAACUACUCGUCCAGAAAUCAAAGAAGAAGGUCUUAUGUGCACAAGUCGAGAAGUUUUUUAUAGAACUGCUCUUCAGCUUUCUAACGAUCCCGUUGGGUGCUGUAAACGUUUAA
This is a messenger RNA of Cynara cardunculus var. scolymus (artichoke), 795 nucleotides long. RefSeq lists its product as uncharacterized. The record is from RefSeq and is a predicted model, not a curated record. Lineage: Eukaryota; Viridiplantae; Streptophyta; Magnoliopsida; Asterales; Asteraceae. The transcript has 2 exons. Bases 1 to 795 code for a protein of 264 amino acids.